This is a messenger RNA of Lachancea thermotolerans CBS 6340, 5673 nucleotides long. RefSeq names its product trifunctional fatty acid synthase subunit FAS2 (gene FAS2). Bases 1 to 5673 code for a protein of 1890 amino acids. Gene Ontology annotation, molecular function: magnesium ion binding; fatty acid synthase activity; 3-oxoacyl-[acyl-carrier-protein] synthase activity. The record is from RefSeq and is a predicted model, not a curated record. The transcript has a single exon. NCBI's taxonomy places the organism in Eukaryota, Fungi, Ascomycota, Saccharomycetes, Saccharomycetales, Saccharomycetaceae. Gene Ontology annotation, biological process: long-chain fatty acid biosynthetic process. Gene Ontology annotation, cellular component: fatty acid synthase complex.
AUGACUAUGAAACCUGAAGUUGAGCAGGAAUUGGCUCACGUCCUUUUGACGGAGCUUUUGGCGUAUCAAUUCGCCUCACCCGUGAGAUGGAUUGAGACUCAAGACGUGUUCUUGAAGGACUUCAACACCGAGAGGGUUGUUGAAAUUGGUCCUUCCCCUACCUUGGCUGGUAUGGCUCAAAGAACCAUCAAGAACAAGUACGAGUCUUACGACGCUGCUCUUUCCCUGCAGAGACAGGUUUUGUGUUACUCGAAGGAUGCUAAGGAGAUCUACUAUACCCCUGAUCCUGCUGACCUGGCACCAAAGGAGGAGGCUGCGCCCGAGCCAGCCGCCUCUGCUGCUGCCACUCCAGCUGCCGCCCCAGCUUCUGCCGCCGCCCCAGCCGCCGCCCCAGCCGCUCCAGCUGCUGCCGGGCCUGCUGCCGAGAUUCCUGACGAGCCUGUUAACGCUGCUCUUCUUCUGCACGUUCUCGUUGCUCAGAAGCUUAAGAAAACCCUGGACCAAGUUCCAAUGGCUAAGACUAUCAAGGAUCUGGUUGGCGGUAAAUCUACCGUUCAGAACGAAAUUUUGGGUGACCUUGGCAAGGAAUUCGGUACCACCCCCGAGAAGCCUGAGGAGACGCCUUUGGAGGAACUGGCUGAGUCCUUCCAAGACACUUUCAAUGGUCAAUUGGGUAAGCAGUCUUCAUCUUUGAUCUCCAGAUUAAUGUCCUCUAAGAUGCCUGGUGGUUUCACAAUCACUUCUGCUAGAAAGUACUUGCAAACGCGUUGGGGCUUGGGUGCCGGCAGACAGGACUCUGUGCUGUUGAUCGCUCUAACCCAAGAGCCAGCCUCUCGUCUUGGCUCUGAAGCUGACGCUAAGCAGUUCAUGGACGCGAUUGCCCAGAAGUACGCCUCCGUCAGCGGUGUCGACUUGUCUGUUGCGACUUCCGCUGCUUCCAGUGGCGCUGCUGCCGGUUCUGGCGGUGCUACUAUCGAUGCAGCAGCAUUCGACGAGCUUAACAAGGACCAGAAAAUUCUGGCCCGUCAACAAUUGGAGGUUUUGGCUCGCUACCUGAAGAUGGACUUGAGCAGUGGCGAGAAGAAGUUCUUGCAAGAGAAGAACACUACAGAGCAGCUACAAGCUCAACUUGACUUCUUGACUAACGAGUUGGGUGAGUACUUUGUUCAAGGUAUUUCUACUUCUUUCUCUAGAAAGAAGGCUAGAGUGUUCGAUUCCUCUUGGAACUGGGCCAAACAGUCUUUGCUUUCUUUGUACUUUGAGAUCAUCCACGGUGUCUUGAAGAAUGUCGACAGAGAGCUGGUUGCUGAAGCCAUCAACAUCAUGAACAGAUCUAACGAAACUUUGAUCAAGUUCAUGGAGUACCACAUCUCCCAAACCAAGGUUGACGAGGGUGAGAACUACCAGUUGGCAAAGAGCUUGGGUCAGCAGUUAAUUGAGAACUGUAAGCAAGCUCUUGAGCUCGACCCUGUUUACAAGGACAUCACUAAGCCAACUGCCCCACAGACAAUCGUUGACAAGAACGGUAACAUCAACUACAAAGAAGUUCCAAGACCAUCUGUCCGUAAGUUGUCCCAGUACGUCGAGGAAAUGGCUUUGGGUGGCCCAUUGACCAAGGUCGAACAGCCUACUCUCCAGGAAGACCUCACUCGCGUCUACAAAGCUAUCAAUGCUCAGGCUGCUGAACACAACAUUUCUGACUCUACUAAAAUUGAGUUUGAAAAGCUUUACGGAGAGCUGCUCAAGUUCUUGGAAGCUUCCAACGAGAUCGACACCUCUGCUUCAUCUAGAUACGCAGGUGAGGUUGAUGAUGCUCUAGACAAAGACUCCACAAAGGAAGUUGCUUCUCUACCAACCAAAUCUGAGAUUUCCAACACUGUCUCCUCGACUAUUCCAAGAGAAACAGUUCCAUUUUUGCACUUGAAGAAGAAGCUUCCAAGCGGCGACUGGAUCUAUGACCGUCAACUUUCUUCCCUGUUCUUGAACGGUUUGGAAAGAGCUGCAAUCAACGGUGUUACCUUCAAGGACAAAUAUGUGAUGAUUACUGGUGCUGGCCAAGGAUCCAUUGGUGCUGAAGUUUUGCAGGGCCUGAUCCAAGGUGGAGCUAAGGUGAUUGUUACCACCUCUCGUUUCUCAAAGAAGGUCACUGACUACUACCAGUCAAUCUACGCUAAAUACGGUGCUAAGGGCUCUACUUUGGUCGUUGUGCCAUUUAACCAAGGUUCUAAGCAAGAUGUCGAAGCUUUGGUUAGCUAUGUUUACGACGACGAGAAGAAUGGUGGUCUAGGCUGGGACUUGGAUGCUAUCAUUCCUUUCGCUGCCAUUCCAGAAAACGGUAUUGAGCUUGAGAACAUUGACUCGAAAUCUGAAUUCGCCCACAGAAUCAUGUUGACUAACAUUUUGAGAAUGUUGGGUAACGUCAAGAAGCAAAAGUCGGCUCAAGGAAUUGAGACUAGACCAGCUCAAGUCAUCCUGCCUCUAUCUCCAAACCACGGUACCUUCGGUGGCGACGGUAUGUACGCCGAGUCUAAGCUAUCUUUGGAGACUCUAUUCAACAGAUGGCACUCAGAGUCGUGGUCCAAUCAGUUGACCAUUUGCGGUGCCAUCAUUGGCUGGACAAGAGGUACUGGUUUGAUGUCUGCAAACAACAUCAUUGCAGAGGGUAUCGAAAAAUUGGGAGUUCGUACCUUUUCUCAAAGAGAAAUGGCCUUCAACUUGUUGGGUCUCUUGAUCCCUGAGGUUGUUCAACUCUGCCAAACUUCUCCAGUCAUGGCUGACUUGAAUGGAGGAUUCCAGUUCUUACCUGAUCUGAAGGAGUUCACUGCCAAGUUGCGUCAAGACUUGACUAACACUAGCGAGAUCAGAAAGGCUGUCUCGAUCGAAACUGCCUUGGAACACAAGGCCGUCAACGGGGACAAUGCUGAUGCUGCGUACGCCAAGGCCGAGGUUCAGCCAAGAGCCAACAUCCAGUUGAACUUCCCAACCUUGAAGCCAUACGAAAGCCUCAAGAAGAUUGCGCCAAGCGAGCUUCAGGGUAUGUUGGACUUGGAAAGAGUUAUCGUUGUCACUGGUUUCUCUGAAGUCGGUCCUUGGGGUUCUUCGAGAACCAGAUGGGAGAUGGAAGCUAAAGGAGAGUUCUCACUGGAAGGUUGCGUCGAAAUGGCAUGGAUCAUGGGCCUCAUCAAGUACCACAAUGGUAACUUGAAGGGUCGCCCUUACACUGGUUGGGUCGACGCCAAGUCCAAUGAACCUGUUGAUGACAAGGACAUCAAGGCCAAAUACGAGAGCCACAUUUUGGACCACGCCGGUAUCAGACUGAUUGAGCCAGAGUUGUUCAAUGGCUACGAUCCAAAGAAGAAGCAGAUGAUCCAAGAAGUCGUUAUCGGCGAGGACUUGGAGCCAUUUGAGGCUUCCAAAGAAACAGCCGAACAGUUCAAGCAUGAGCACGGCGACAAGGUUGACAUCUUUGAGAUCCCAGACAGCGGUGAGUACACUAUCAGAUUGUUGAAGGGUGCCACUUUGUACAUUCCAAAGGCUCUCAGAUUUGACCGUCUGGUUGCUGGUCAAGUCCCAACUGGCUGGGACGCUAGAACUUAUGGUAUCCCUGAAGACACCAUUUCGCAAGUUGACCCUAUCACUUUGUUCGUGCUGGUCUCUGUGGUUGAGGCAUUCAUCUCGUCGGGUAUCACUGACCCUUACGAAAUGUAUCAAUACGUCCACGUUUCUGAAGUCGGUAACUGUUCUGGUUCCGGUAUGGGUGGUGUUUCUGCUUUGCGCGGUAUGUUCAAAGACCGUUACAAGGAUAUGCCAGUUCAAAACGACAUUCUUCAAGAGUCUUUCAUCAACACCAUGUCUGCUUGGGUUAACAUGUUGUUGAUUUCUUCUUCUGGUCCUAUCAAGACCCCUGUUGGUGCUUGUGCCACUGCUGUGGAAUCUUUGGACGUUGGUGUUGAGACAAUCUUGUCUGGUAAGGCAAAGAUUUGUAUUGUUGGUGGUUACGAUGACUUCCAGGAGGAAGGCUCUUAUGAGUUCGGUAACAUGGGUGCUACUUCCAACUCCUACGACGAAUUCGACCAUGGCCGUACUCCUGCUGAAAUGUCUAGACCUACAACCACCACCCGUAACGGUUUCAUGGAAGCCCAGGGUGCUGGUAUGCAAGUCAUCAUGAACGCCGACUUGGCUAUCAAGAUGGGUGUUCCUAUCUAUGGUAUUUUGGCUCUCACCGCUACUGCUACCGACAAGAUCGGCAGAUCUGUUCCAGCUCCAGGUAAGGGUAUUUUGACUACUGCCAGAGAGCACCAGAGUGACCUCAAGUUCCCAUCUCCACUGCUGAACAUCAAGUACAGAAAGCGUCAACUCGACAGCCGUGUCUCCCAGAUCAAGCUAUGGGUUGAAAACGAAUUGGAAAUGCUACAGUACGAGACCGAAGAGAUUCCUGAGGAAGACCAUGCUGCUUUCUAUGCUGAGCGUACUGAAGAAAUUCACCGUGAGGCUGAAAGACAAUUGAAGACCGCUCAAAACCAAUGGGGUAACGAGUUCUACAAGAACGACCCACGUAUCGCUCCAUUGAGAGGAGCUUUGGCCACUUUCGGUUUGACUAUCGACGACUUGGGUGUCGCUUCCUUCCAUGGUACUUCCACCAAGGCUAACGAUAAGAAUGAGUCUGCUACCAUCAACGAGAUGAUGAAGCACUUGGGGAGAUCCGAGGGUAACCCAGUCUUGGGUGUGUUCCAGAAGUACCUGACCGGUCACCCUAAGGGUCCAGCCGGUGCUUGGAUGUUGAACGGUGGUUUGCAGAUCUUGAACUCUGGCGUCGUGCCAGGUAACCGCAACGCCGACAACGUCGACAAGGUCUUGGAACAGUUCGAGUACAUCCUGUACCCUUCGAGAAGCAUCAAGACUGACGGUGUCAAGGCUGUCUCGGUCACUUCUUUCGGUUUCGGUCAGAAAGGUGCCCAGGCUAUUGCUGUUCAUCCUGACUACUUGUAUGCCGCUCUUGACGAGUCUGCUUACCGUGCUUACGCUGCUAAGGUCUCCGCUAGAGAACAGGCUGCCCACAAGUACUUCCACAACGGUAUGAUCUACAACUCCUUGUUUGUGGCCAAGGAGCACCCACCUUACGCUGACGAGCUGGAGCAACCCGUUUACUUGGACCCACUCGCCCGUGUCAGCGCCGACAAGAAGACCGGCGCUUUCGUGUUCGACAAGAAGGCCCUCACUGCCUCCACUACCUAUGUCUCGGACGCCAACUUGAAGACCUCCGAGGUUGUCAGCAAGCUGGCUAAGCAGGCUGCAGGCGACAACAAGGGCGCUAGCGUUGGUGUCGACGUCGAGUUGAUCAAGUCCAUCAACGUCGACAACGACACUUUCAUCGAGCGCAACUUCACCGCCGCUGAGGUUGCUUACUGCAAGAGCCAGCCAUGCGUCCAGAGCUCCUUCGCGGGCACCUGGUCUGCCAAGGAAGCCGUGUUCAAGUCUCUGGGUGUCAAGUCUCAGGGCGGCGGAGCCUCUCUGAAGGACAUUGAAAUCACCCGCAAGGACGGCAGUGCCCCACAAGUUGAGCUGCACGGCGACGCGGCAUCCGCCGCGUCUGCGGCUGGUGUGAAGGGCGUUACUGUGUCCAUCUCGCACGACGACUUCCAGUCCGUCGCUGUGGCCUACUCUCAGAAAUAG